GGUUAUUAUAAAUUCCCUGCUCAGCCCUCUCACGUUCUUUUUUGUUAGGGCCGGCGCAUUGGCGCAGACACGCAAACGGAGCCAACAUGCCGGUGGCCCGGAGCUGGGUUUGUCGCAAGACCUAUGUAACCCCGCGGAGACCCUUCGAAAAAUCUCGCCUUGAUCAAGAACUGAAGUUGAUUGGCGAGUAUGGGCUCCGGAACAAACGUGAGGUCUGGAGGGUCAAGUUCACUCUGGCCAAGAUCCGCAAGGCCGCUCGGGAGCUGCUGACGCUGGACGAGAAGGACCCGCGGCGUCUCUUCGAAGGCAAUGCCCUGCUGCGGCGACUUGUUCGCAUCGGGGUGCUGGAUGAAGGCAAAAUGAAGCUGGAUUACAUCUUGGGCCUGAAGAUAGAGGAUUUCUUGGAGAGGCGCCUCCAGACCCAGGUCUUCAAGUUGGGCCUAGCUAAGUCCAUCCACCAUGCCCGGGUGCUCAUCCGUCAGCGUCAUAUCAGGGUCCGAAAGCAGGUAGUGAACAUCCCGUCCUUCAUUGUCCGCCUGGACUCCCAGAAGCACAUUGACUUCUCCCUGCGAUCUCCAUAUGGGGGUGGCCGCCCAGGCCGUGUGAAGAGGAAGAAUGCCAAGAAGGGCCAGGGCGGGGCUGGAGCCGGUGAUGAUGAGGAGGAGGAUUAAGGAUUAAGUCCACCCAGGUGGGCUGUAGAGGUGUCUAGUUUUCUAGUCUGAUAAUAAAAUAGUAUCAGUGCUUU
Messenger RNA from Castor canadensis (American beaver), 745 nucleotides. RefSeq names its product ribosomal protein S9 (gene Rps9). Lineage: Eukaryota; Metazoa; Chordata; Mammalia; Rodentia; Castoridae. Gene Ontology annotation, cellular component: cytosolic small ribosomal subunit. The record is from RefSeq and is a predicted model, not a curated record. Gene Ontology annotation, molecular function: structural constituent of ribosome; rRNA binding. Gene Ontology annotation, biological process: ribosomal small subunit biogenesis; translation.